Molecule: messenger RNA, 1487 nt
Organism: Anastrepha ludens (Mexican fruit fly)
Lineage: Eukaryota; Metazoa; Arthropoda; Insecta; Diptera; Tephritidae
Exons: 1
Coding region: 762-1205 (147 amino acids)
Source: RefSeq, a predicted model, not a curated record
UUUGUUACAAAGAACAACAUAAACCACGUUUUGACCAUCACUGGCAUCCCAAGAGGCAAUGGGCAAGUAGAACGGGUCAACAGGGCGAUCUUAUCUACAGGGUUAUUCAAUAGGUGCGCUUCAACUUUUUUCCGAUAGGGAGGGCGAACGACGCAAUAUUUUUUAUUUUUCGCUUUUCAUUUGUAAACUUCAUUAGUAUACAUUUCAUCAUGGAACGCUACACACUUGAGCAACGAUUGCAAAUCGUGCAAAUUUUUUAUGAAAAUAAUCGUUCUGUUUCUGCUACUUUAAGAGCAUUACGGCCAUUUUACGGUCCAUUUAACAAGCCGUCCCGUUUUGGGGUCAUGUGAAGUCAUUGGUCUACAGUAACAAGCCGGCGACGAUUUGUGAGCUCAGAGCCAAUAUUGAACGCGAAAUUGCUGGAAUUUCGGCCGAUUUAUGCAAAAGAGUGGUCGAAAAUUGGGUUCAACGAUUGGACUUCGUAAAACGUGCACGCGGUGGUCAUGCAAAAGAAAUCGAAUUUCAUACUUAAAUGUAUAUGUUCAAACUCGAUAAUAAAAAAAAAAUUAGUUAAAAAAGUCAAACCGUUUGUGUUUUAUUCAAAAAAGUUCAAAAGUUGAACCGCUCUUACUGAAAAACCCUUUAUUAUUUCGAAACUCUCGGCAGCCGAUCCUGCCAAAUGGUUCAAGUUUGUACCUGAAGUUCAAAAAACAAUAAACUCUUCUUUUCACAGCUCGACAAAGGCGUCGCCAUUCGAAAUUAUGUUUGGCAUCAAAAUGAAAGUCGAUCUUGAGAGCCAGAUUCUAGAUGCUUUACUAGAUGAAUUGGUUGACAACUUGGAUAUCGACAGACGGCGUAUUCGUGAUGACGCGAGGGCACAAAUUCUGAAGACUCAAGCUACUUGCAAGCGAAAUUUUGACAAGGGCAGAAAGGCGAAAAUAGGCUACACGGUUAGCGAUCUAGUGGCGAUCAAACGCACUCAGUUUGUGGCUGGUAAAAAAUUUGCCAGCGAAUAUCUGGGUCCAUAUGAAAUCGUCAAAGUUAAACGCAAUGGUCGAUACGACGUACGCAAAGCAGCCAACGUAGAGGGUCACAACAACACGUCUACCAGCUGUGACAACAUGAGGCUCUGGAAGUACGCCGAAUGCAACGAAGAGCUCCUGUCAUCCGAGGCGGAUGACGAUAAUCAGAACGGCCGAAUGUAACAGUGGCAACAGUGGUUGGCUGAGCAUAGUACAGCAUAGAGGCAAUGGUAAAAUAGCCGCGUAGUUAGGCAGCAGUCGGUAAGUCGUCGCGGCGUGAAGCGGUUGUGCAUUAAAAACAUAAAAUAAAUUACCUUUUAACUUUUGAAUUGUACCCAAUAAAUACAGUUAAAUAAAAUACCAAGUGUUACCUUGUUAAAUAAACGAACUUAACUCUUUCAUUUAUUACAUAUAAUCCCGCGGUAAUUGGCACAGAUUGCAGGAUCGCCCUUCUUAUGGAUUGGA